AUGGACGCCCUGACAUGCUCAGGCUUACCUAGCUGUCAGACGACUGUGCAGAUCCCCCUGCCGAGCGUCUGGAUUCAUCUGGAUUCAUACUCGCCUAGUCGCAGAAACACCCAAUAUCACUUCAUGACUGAAGGUCAAUACGGCGAAGUUAGGAGAGCAACCAGAACUUUAACCCGCGGAAUACAUAGCAUCGGCUAUCACGACUUUGUAGGGACUUUCAUCAAAGCUCCGAUGCGUCUUAGCACCGCGGAGGGAAAUUUGGGCGGAAAACUGUUUAUCUGUCGGAACAAGGAGCCAAAAAAAAGCAGUGGACCAAGCAAAGACGGGAUGCUUGUUAAAAGGGUUAGCCCAACGACUACCCGGCGGUCCACUGCACUCCACAGGGAUAUCGACCCCUACACCGUCGUUUCUCUCGAUCAGACUCAUCUUUUCCAGCGUCCGACAUCACACUCGCUCUUAGACGAGAAGGGAGAGCAAAGACAGAGCUAA
This is a messenger RNA of Nannizzia gypsea CBS 118893, 489 nucleotides long. RefSeq lists its product as hypothetical. The record is from RefSeq and is a predicted model, not a curated record. Bases 1 to 489 code for a protein of 162 amino acids. NCBI's taxonomy places the organism in Eukaryota, Fungi, Ascomycota, Eurotiomycetes, Onygenales, Arthrodermataceae. The transcript has 3 exons.